Lindgomyces ingoldianus is the source of this 1117-nucleotide messenger RNA. RefSeq lists its product as uncharacterized. The record is from RefSeq and is a predicted model, not a curated record. The transcript has 11 exons. Lineage: Eukaryota; Fungi; Ascomycota; Dothideomycetes; Pleosporales; Lindgomycetaceae. Bases 69 to 1049 code for a protein of 326 amino acids.
CCACUACGUCAGGUCGCAGCCUUGAAACUCUCUGAAAACUCUCCAAAUCGAGCGCUAUUUCCAUCUAAAUGGAAUCCUCGAACCCCUACAGCAGCCUGAGUACUUGCCAAUCCUACAUCGAUUAUCGUACGCUCCAUCAUUUGCCGCGUUGUGUUCCGGAUUGGGUGCAAAAGACAGUACAUGAUGGUGUCUGGGACAAAGAGAUGCAGCUCUUUGUUGAGAGUGAGGGAAGCGGUGUAGCUGCUCAAGUCGUCCAAGGCUUCGAUCCUCCAUAUGCCGAGUGUUGGUGCCGGGUUAACAAUUGUGGGCACUUUAUCUCUGGUCGUUCUGGUCUACCCAAGCAUGUUCGCAAAGCACAUGCCCCGCUAAUCAUCGGAAAUCGAGCUGAAGGACGGAAGAAGGCAGCUGAACUCCAGAUUGUUAAAGAUACGUACAAGGCGAUUAUGGAGACCAUUCGACAGGCAGCAGAGAAUGGUGACAAGGAUGCUAGGCUUGCUUUGCGUUGGGAUCCUCCGCCGAAAACUCAGAAAGAGAUCCACGCAGAUGCCCGCGCAGAGAAGAAGCGAGUUGCUGCUGAGAAGAAGGCAGUUAAGGCAGCUGGAGGUGGUACAACUAAGCACAGAAGGAAGGUCAACUUGGAGGACGAUGACUAUGAUCCAGAUGAGGACAUGGAGGUCAAAGAUAGCAAAGCGUUUGACCACAAGGCUGGCCGUGUUAUUCGCCAUGACAAUCCUAAAUCUCCUAACGACCUGUUCACGAUCCACGUUGCCAAAGGUGUAGAGAUGCCCAUGAUUCCAGGCAAAACCUUUAAGUCACCUAAUAUCUCGGCCCUGCUUCGCAUUAUUUCCGUCUAUGAUGAUGGUUACAAAUCUCUGUGCGCAAACUGCGGCAAGGUGACCAACACGCGCAGGGCUUAUAAGCAAUGCACUUUUGAUGGGGCCUGUGCUGGCCGUGACUACUUCCCUGAGUGGGAUGUACCCGCCAACUGGUAUACGGGCCCGACUCACAAGGGUAUCCUGCGUAGGCACAUUCAAGCAGAUGAGGAGUAGUUCUGGAUACAAUUACCAGAUAUGCAUGAAAGGAGCUAUGGGAAUUUAAUUUAGAUGCAUUACCUAGG